UUUGUAGAUCGCAUUGGAACAUACAAAACUAAGCCUGCAUCGACAUUACAUACUAUUGACACCUUUUCGUCAUUCCCGCUGUCAGUCGCGUUCCGUCGCUACAUUGAAAGGAUAUAUUCCUAUAUUCUGAUACUAAUCUAAUUUUCAAACAUUGUUCCACAAUCGGGGAUAGAAAAACCUCAUGGAUUCUUUACAAAUUAAUAAUGGAACACAUACGUCAAACAGUGAACAAAAGAUAAACAGCGAAACUGAUGCCUGUCCAAUUCACCUUGUCAUCACAAACAAUCCUACUUUAUCCAACACUAAUGCUUCAUUACAGGAAGAUCAGAAAGAAGUUUUAUACAACACAGCUCAUACAAGAGGGACUGGUCCAAUCUUAUUAUCCAUAAGUCUAUGCUUUGCUGCUAUACCAGUCGUUAUCUUUGGCGCAGAGUGGUCACAUAUUGCCUUCCAGGACAAAGUGGCAGUAGUGAUUACCAUGAUAAUAUAUUUCUCCAUUGGAGCUUUGGCCGUUUUCCUCCUCUUCAUAUCCUUGUUAGUAAGCGCUUUGAAUAUCGCAACGCCACAAAAUUGUGCUUUGGAGAUAUCUGAUUUCUUGAAAGAGUUGAAGAAAAAGCAAGUCCCCAAAACAAAUGCGGGGAUGGUGAUACAGUUUCUCUUAUUUAUUAUUUUUGCUUGUGGAUUCACUUUUAAUACUUUUACGUAUGCUGAACAUCUCCACGAUGGUCGUGUUGACCAAACUCUUCUAACAUUAUAUUUAGUUGUAAAAAUUACAUUUAUAUGGACCCAAGUGAUCGUGCUUAUAUUUCUACAAUACUAUGACAGACAGCUAACAAAUGUAGGAAAGGUUCUACGGAUGAUCAUAAUUGUAACCAAUGCUUGUAGUUGGAUGAACGCUUAUCUUUUCGAGUCAUCGGAGAUUUUUGAACAUGGACAGAAAUCCCCUAAAAACACCACGUCACUUUAUAACGACACAUACGAGAAAUGUUUUGGAAAUAGUCAAGAAAUUCAUGAAGUCAUCUUUGCACCAGUUACUAUUGAAUAUACGAUGAUGGCCAUUGGAUUUCUAUUUCCAAGUGCAUUGGAGGAGGUCAAAUAUAGAAGAAGUUGGAAAAUGACUUUUUUCAUAAGUGUCCUUUUAGUCAUCUAUGAAGCCGGUGUACUUGGAUUUUCCUUACAUGUCGUAUUGACAUGUACAGCGAUUGACAACUUGAAUGAAAUACCCGUUGAAUUUACAUUUUAUGUGAUUUUUGUUGCCAUUUUAUUUGCGGCUAUGAUAGGACUUCUUAUCGCAUGCAUAGUUCUGAAACGAUUGUUCAAAAUAAAGACGACCACUGACCAACACUUGCACAUGCAAUCUUUCAUAUUGUUGGUAACAUCAUUCGGGAACAAUUUGUAUCACCUUCUAAAUUCCAUUGCAGUACUGGAACUUGAAUCUAUUUCUUUCACCAAUAAAACCAUUGCCUUUGGACAAAACAUUCUUGGCCUCAUUCUCGCCUUUGUACAAACCUGGUUUCUUCUGGCAAUCCGCAGAUAUGAAGUAACAAAUGAAACAGGGAACCAUAACAACGAUAAUAGACGUGCUUGCAAUGCAAAGAAUAGUCUUAAAUAUAGUUGCUUUGCGCUUGCAGUCAUGAACUUUGGAUUGUGGACUUACGGCAGCAUUGCCGAAAUUCGGGAACCCGUGUUUACAUAUUUACAGCACCAAUAUUAUACAGGUUCUUCGUGGAAUGUAAUUCUAAAACUGAUAUUCCCAUUGACCAUUUUCUAUCGAUUCCAUUCAUCAAUGGAUUUCUUGCAAUUAUGGCUCUAUUUUGCAAAGGACGUUUGAAAGAUGUGAUGGUUGUACGGACACCUUUAAUAGAGACGUUUUCAAUUUUAUAUGAGUAGAUGGCGGUUGUUUCUGGACAAGUUAGAUUUAUUAGAAAAGCUUUACCAUCACUGAAAUAUCAAAUGAGUGUCUCAAGAUCUUAACAUUGAUUUGAUGAUUUGCGUAAUUUUUCGAUUUAUAUAUAAUUAAGCACUGGAUGUUCAUUUUCAAUAUAUUUCAUUGUAUGCGUACCAAUAUGUCACAUCUAAAAAAUCUUUACUUACAUCGACUGUACAUGUAUGUGUGAAUAUGAUUUAGAAGUGAU
Ostrea edulis (European flat oyster) is the source of this 2135-nucleotide messenger RNA. RefSeq lists its product as uncharacterized. Gene Ontology annotation, molecular function: proton channel activity. The coding region runs from base 182 to 1831 and encodes 549 amino acids. Lineage: Eukaryota; Metazoa; Mollusca; Bivalvia; Ostreida; Ostreidae. The transcript is spliced from 4 exons. Gene Ontology annotation, cellular component: membrane. Gene Ontology annotation, biological process: proton transmembrane transport. The record is from RefSeq and is a predicted model, not a curated record.